UAAGACCCGUAGACUCCUGUCAAAGAAGAAAUCCCAAGGUUGGAGAGACUUUUGUGAAUCACUUUCACCACGUACACCGCCAUCUUUAGUAUGGAAAAAAAUUCAAUCUUUCAAGAGGUCGUUGACUAAUGAUUAUGGUACCCGGUCCAAUGACACUGAUCCCUGGCUGUCACACUUCACAGACAAAUUAGCUCCCCCAUAUGUCCCACCAAAGGAUUGUCUACCCACACCUACAUCUUCAACUACUGUUCCCCCAGGGGAUGCAAUGAACGAGGAGUUUUCCUAUGCAGAACUUGCCUGUGCACUGGAUAAUCUAAAGGAUUCUUCUCCAGGCAUAGAUGGGCUCACAUAUUCUUCUGUUUCCAAGUCCUCCCAUUUUACUAAAUUAUAUUUCCUCAAUUUAAUUAAUUUUUUUUUUCUAACAGGUGUAGUACCAAGAGAUUGGAAAUCCCAAAUUAUUGUCCCAAUUUUAAAAUCUGGCAAGAACCCAAACGAAGCUCAUUCAUACAGACCAAUCGCCCUCUCCUCAGUAAUGGCUAAAAUCAUGGAACACCUCAUAAAGAAUAGACUAGAAUGGAUACUAGAAAAUAGAGGCCUUCUAUCUACCACUCAGUUCGGCUUUAGAAGAGGUCUCGGUACAACCGACAGUCUCAGUAUCCUAACAACUGACAUCCGAGCCGCUCUUUCUCGAAAUGACCAUGUAAUAGGAGUAUUCCUUGACGUUGAGUCUGCGUAUGACAAUGUUUGCCUCCCGAUACUCAAGCAGAAAUUGCUACAGCUGAGUAUUCCCGAGAGAAUAGUUAACCUUACUUGCAACCUCUUCAUGGAACGCUCUAUAAUGAUCCGCAACCAGGGCAACAACCAACCUCCCAGGUAUGUAUGGAAGGGCCUCCCUCAGGGCUCGGUCCUUAGUCCCCUCCUUUAUAACUGUUAUACCUAUGACUUGGAUAGAACAGUAAACUGUUUCUGCAACAUCCUGCAAUAUGCAGAUGACUUAGCUUUAUAUGCAAGCGCUACAACAGUUGUCGAAGCUUCCAAUAGAUUAAACACCGCCUUACACUAUUUGAAUGAAUGGUUUAAAAAUCACGGCCUCUCUAUCUCAGCUAAUAAAUCCAAUGCAAUUUUAUUCAAUGCAAAACUCUCAGGGAGGUCUCCCCCACCUCAACUAUAUAUGUAAAAAGGUAGAAUCAAGUAUCAACAUCAUGCGCGCUCUCUCUGGAGUGCGCUGGGGCUCUCACCCUUAUUCUCAAAAAAUCCUAUAUAACGCCAUCGUCCGUAGCCAUUUCGACUAUGGCUGCUUCCUUUUGGAACCAUGCCAAAAACUUGCCUUAUGUAAACUCGAUAAAUUACAAUCCAGAUGCCUACGAAUUGUUACAGGCGCCAGAAAGUCAUCCCCCAUCAAUGCACUGCAGGUGGAGUGUGCUGAGCCUCCUCUACACCUGCGUAGACAAUACCUAAGUGACAGAUACCUGUGCAAUGUUCUCCAAAUAUCUACACAUCCCCUAUUAGAAAAACUUAGAAUACUGAGUGAACUUGUCCGUAAUUCUGCAUACUGGAACCAUAAGGUCCCUCCAGCAUUAAUAAAAAGCUUAAACAAGUUAUUCAACUUACCCACUAUACACCAAACAGGAAAAAAUCCAAUCUUCGAAAUCAACUACAAAUCACUUAUUUACCAACCCAAAAUCUUGCUCAACACUGGGAUUGACGGAAACACCACAAAUGCUAACGAAAAGUUCAAUAACAUUCUAACACAAAACUGGAAUGAAUGGCUUCAUAUUUUCACUGAUGCUUCAAAAUUAUCUGAUGACAGCAAUGUUGGAUCAGCUGUGUGGAUCCCUAAAUACAAAAUUUUACUAAACUUCAAAUGCCCCCCUCAAGCCUCAGUAUACAUUGGAGAAAUCAUUGCAAUUCUUGAAGCAAUACUGUACGCAGAAUACCACAAGUUAAAUAAAUGCAUUAUAUUCACGGACUCGCUCAGCUGUUUGCAGGAUAUACAAAAACUACCAUUCCACUCCAGAUAUAAUUUUUACAUUACCUUACAAACCAAAGACGCGCUGGCGAGGUGCGCAUCCGCUGGCAUUGAGCUGAUUUUAGCCUGGAUUCCGGGCCACAGGGGUAUCAUUGGCAAUGAAACAGCUGACCUUUUCGCAAAAGAAGCAACUCAAAAUGGAAGCCUGUCUUAUUACAGAUGCUACCCCCGUGAUCUUCGUACAUUGGCAAGACCUCAGAUUUAUAAAUCAUGGGACUUUCUUUGGCAACAGUCCAGAACUGUUAAGGGUAUAUAUUACGGCAACUUACAACCUGAUAUUCCACGCAAACCCUGGUUUUUCCGCCAGCGCAACAUGAAUAAAUUCAUCACUUCUAUAAUAAUCAGGCUACGCCUGGGACACGUAAAUACACCAGUUUUCCUUGCUAAACUCCGUAUUCGGGACAACUCCUUGUGUGAGUGUGGACUAGAGGACGGCACCGUGGAACACAUAUUCUUUAGAUGUCUGAAUAUCCAGAAUCUCAACUCCACGCGAUAG
Chilo suppressalis (striped riceborer) is the source of this 2525-nucleotide messenger RNA. Lineage: Eukaryota; Metazoa; Arthropoda; Insecta; Lepidoptera; Crambidae. The record is from the annotation of a GenBank genome assembly.